Messenger RNA from Limulus polyphemus (Atlantic horseshoe crab), 1934 nucleotides. RefSeq lists its product as uncharacterized. The coding region runs from base 63 to 1934 and encodes 623 amino acids. The transcript has 13 exons. NCBI's taxonomy places the organism in Eukaryota, Metazoa, Arthropoda, Merostomata, Xiphosura, Limulidae. The record is from RefSeq and is a predicted model, not a curated record.
UUCUCACGAAGUUAAAACGAAAACAAGUAUUUUCUAAAGACCAACAACUGAUCCUACGAAAAAUGGCAAUGCCGUGGAUAUUUAUCAAAAGUAUUGGUGUCUUUAUCGUAACCAUGUCAACAAGCAUUUUGAUCCAAGGGAGAGUUACAUUUGAAAAGUCAACCAACAUAGAUUACCCAGGAGCAACGUAUUUUUCAAUCCGCAACGUUUCCCUAUACGAAUGUCAGAGCUGGUGCAGGUUAGAAGAGGACUGUGUGGCCGCUAGUUUUAGCUUUGUUGUCAAUCCUUUGGCACCUUUACAGGAUACCGUGUGUACCUUACAAAACAAGACCACAUCUGGAAAACCAACCGCUCUUCCACAACGUAGUGUCAACACUUACUACCUUACAAAGGUCAAUAUUAGAUCAGAAAGAGUAUGCAACCGGUUGUGGACGUUCGAGAAGAUUCCUAAUGCCAUUAUACCCGGGAUGGAUAACGCCAUUCUCUACACAGCGAACAAGAAUGCCUGUCUUGCAGCUUGUCUGAACGAAGAGCGGUUUGUAUGUCGCUCAGUAGAGUUCAACUACAUAAAGCUUAUAUGUCAUCUCAGCGAAUACGACCGGCGCUCACCAGGAGUCGUUGUGAAGUUGCUAGAGCAACCGGGAAUUGAAUAUUUUGAAAACUUUUGUUUACGACCCGAAGAGAUAUGUGAUACCGAAGGAAGGAGUUACAGUCACCUACAAACCGACCUUCCUCAAUCAUCUUUGGCGCACUUCGUUGGCCUCUAUUACUACUCAGACAAAGAACUUUUGGUAAACGCCCAGAAAGAGUGUCUACUGAUGUGCAGUUUGGAAAACGAGUUCAUCUGUCGGUCAGCGUUAUACUCACCGAAUGCUCGUAAAGGUCACUCUAACUGUGCUUUGUACCAUAUAGAUCAUGUGAUGUUUCCAGACGGAAAAAAUACCUACUCUGCUCCUAGUCCCAUCCCCCUACUUGACCUUGGUGAUCGUUUUGGAAUAUAUCUAGAAACUACUUGUGAAGAUAGCAGCGCCACACAAGAAGUUAAAGAAAACAAAAUACCAACUCUUCGAAUACCACCUUCUAGUGGAUCACAGAAGACAUCAAAUUCACCCGUGUUUACUUCCGAUAAUGGUGAUCCUUCGUGUGAUGAUUAUGGAUUUUGCUAUGACGUAUCAGUCCAGUGCACAGACGUCAAAAUGGUCGUCUUCGUCCGAACUAACAAACCCUUUCAUGGACGAAUCUACGCUUUAGGUAGAAGUGAAACUUGUCGAGCGAACGUCCACAACGACCAACAAUUUCAGCUGGAUGUGUCACUGAAGGGCCAAGACUGUAAUACUGAGUCAGCGGCGGGAGUGUUUACUAACACUGUAGUGCUACAACAUCACAGUGUUGUCAUGACGAAAUCAGACAAAGUCUAUAACGUUCGUUGCACCUACGAAACAACGUCUAGAAACGUAUCAUUCGGAAUGAUGCCUGUCAUAGAUAUGGAUAUGACACAACUCACAGCUGCACCUGAAGCUCCAGUACCAUCGAUCCAUAUUCUGAUGCAGAGCGGUAGAGAAGCAACUACUGUUCGGAUAGGUGAUAAACUAACUUUCCGAAUUGAGAUUACCGGAACCAGUCCUUAUGGAAUCUUCGCCAGAAGUUGUGUGGCUAUGGCAAAAGAUGGAAAAAGUGUGUUUAGAAUUAUAGAUAAAGAUGGGUGUCCUGUUGACAGUUCCAUUUUCCCAAGGCUUACCCAGGUUGGGCAAGGGUUGGAGAGUAAUUACGAAGCCUUUCGCUUCACCGAAUCUUAUGGGGUUAUUUUUCAAUGCAACGUCAAAUAUUGUAUCGGAAAAUGCGAUCCGGAGAUUUAUCAUCUUUAUAAUUCUUCCCCAUCUUCAGUAGAGUCACAAUCUAAGUUCUUUGUUGAAAAUUCUGGAAAUGUGAAGUGA